GGGAUGACAUUCUGGUUGAGGUCGCAUCCAGGGACGAGUCCAUGAUGCGCCGAGAUGCCAGCAACCCAAUCACCGGUCGCAUGUCGACUUUUGGGUUCGGGUCAUGAUCCGUCGAGAUUCUUAUACCUGAGCAGUUUCAGCACCACUCCCUCGCUUCAUCAGCUAUACAGGACAUGCAGUCUGUACAGUAUCAUCUUUGCCAAGUCUUCGCCAAUAAUUGGUCAAAAGGACGCCAAAAGUGGGACGGUUUAACAUCUAACUGCAUACAACAAAAAAAGUUCACACUGCCAGGUUUUAGUCUUUUUACAGUUGAUUCUACUGAACCACCAUUCCGCAGUGCUAUGAAAACCCCUCUCGUCUUAUCCUCGGGAUUUUCUACCUGUUCAUCAUCCCGGGGAGUGUACUGGAAUUGGGAAUAUGCCGUGCGUCACGUCGUCUCCCCUUCCCCGGUUCGAACGCUGGUCGGUUGCGCCACAGCAACGCCACCCCACCGAACCGGUUCAUUGCAGAAUCAUAACCUUGACUGGCCUAUAACUCCCCCACGGCUAACCACUUCAAGCAGAACAUUAUUCACGAGAAAACGCCCAAAUCUGGUGGAAACCUGGGGAUGCUGCCUGAGGUACUCACUGCAUCCGCGUGACGAUGCUUAUCACUCACUUAGCUUGGUGUCUGUGCGUCUGGCUUCGCCCGCACCUAGACUGUUUACUCCGCUGCGGAGUCACUCCUUCGCUGCUAUUUUCGAUUCAGUAUCACCAGGUCACAAUCCAUCUGCUCAUGGCGAGGGAUAGAUACGAUGGCUGAACAAACCACGAUCAUUCAGCGAGGACAUGCUGCCCAAAUAACACGGAGCAGCCACCACUGGCGACCCCGAGUUCAAGAUACUAACUUCAUUCCACCAAUUGCUAUUCCGCCUCGCCAUAGGUGGCCUGGUUAUGGCCUGAGCCAUCACUGUGCCGUGACGAAUUAAUCCAAGCUAGCUCCGAGCUGUCAUACUAGCAUUUCCCCUCAAACGCCGGACCCUGACCUAUGCCGGUUUGCUCAGCGGCACAUAAGCCACCGCCCCUGGAUUAGAUUAACCCGUAUGGUGGAG
This is a messenger RNA of Aspergillus saccharolyticus JOP 1030-1, 1090 nucleotides long. RefSeq lists its product as uncharacterized. The transcript has a single exon. Lineage: Eukaryota; Fungi; Ascomycota; Eurotiomycetes; Eurotiales; Aspergillaceae. The record is from RefSeq and is a predicted model, not a curated record. Bases 174 to 788 code for a protein of 204 amino acids.